Molecule: messenger RNA, 2413 nt
Organism: Diaporthe batatas
Lineage: Eukaryota; Fungi; Ascomycota; Sordariomycetes; Diaporthales; Diaporthaceae
Product: origin recognition complex subunit 1
Exons: 3
Coding region: 106-2361 (751 amino acids)
Biological process (GO): DNA replication initiation; mitotic DNA replication checkpoint signaling
Cellular component (GO): nuclear origin of replication recognition complex
Molecular function (GO): ATP hydrolysis activity; chromatin binding; ATP binding
Source: RefSeq, a predicted model, not a curated record
GAACAAGCGCACGGCAGGUUUUCGAGGACGGCGGCCUGCAUCCAAACUGACCGCCUCGCUGUGUGAAGUCUCCCAAGGCGAUAGCGACACAGCGAAGAAAUAACCAUGCCCUCAGUAACCUCAUCAAGGCCGUCGAGGAGGAGCAGGCAGGCAGUGUUGCCGGGCAUCGCCAGGGAAGACUCGGACGAUGAGUUAGGCGUUGACGACCACCCUUGGGAAUGGAUCCAUGCCGACAUUCGGGAAGCCUCGCCGGCCGGCACACCAUCACGGAAGAGGAAGCGGGCCAUGUUGGAUGACGAGCCGAGGAUCGUCGGCGCAAGGAUGGGCUCAUUUGUGUGUCGAGUGGGUGACAUUGUGCUUCUCAAGGCAGAGACAACCGGAGAGGCCUGGGUUGCCAUCAUUCGUGACUUCCUCGAGGAUGAGGAUGGUGAGAUGGCUGCCGAUUUCCUGUGGUUUUCAUCCGAAAAGGAAAUCCGGAAUAAGCACAAGAAAAGGACAGACUUUCUGUGGAACGAGCUGUACAUUACCCCAAACUCAGACCUGAACCCACUGGCAGCUAUCAAUGGGAGGGCAAAGGUCAUGUCGGCGGAAGCUUUUCAGAAACUCUACCCCAGUGGGAAGGUGCCAAGGAGCGCAAAAGACCAUGGCAAGAUCUUUGUUUGCCGGCGAGGUUGUAAUACGAGGACCGCCACAUAUACUGAUGAGUUUGUGUGGGAAGACGUCUAUCAGGGCGCUGACGAUAUCCACGCCCUGGAGGAGUUGGUCGAAGGCGGGACAAAGGCGACGAAACAACGCAGGCCAGCAAGGCAACGAACUCCGGAUGACCUUUAUGAUGGUAAUGGUGAUGGCGACGAGGAAGGAAGGGGUGAAAAACGAACGCCACGGAAGCCGUCCAGCCACCUUGGCACACCGAAGAAACCACGGUCUGCGAGCAAACCAGUGACUCCGUCAUCUCAUCGAAAGGUGGUGCUGAAGAAACACCUCGAGUUCACUCCUUUGGCAACCCGCGUCCUUUCACCGAGUCACCACCAAGCCUCUCCAUUCCAGUUGGCCCGAGCCAACCUUCACGUUGCUUCUGUUCCGACCAGCCUUCCUUGCCGAGAGGCCGAGUUCAGCCUAGUUUACUCUCACCUCGAGGCUGCCAUCGCCGAUGGCAUGGGCACCUGCAUUUACAUAUCUGGGACGCCUGGAACGGGAAAGACCGCGACAGUGAGGGAGGUGGUUUCCCGGCUGGAUGAGUCAGUGAGGUCGGACGAGCUCGACGACUUCAUCUUUGUCGAGAUCAACGGCAUGAAGAUCACAGAUCCACAUCAGGCAUACUCACUCCUGUGGGAGGCGCUUAAGGGGCAACGAGUAAGCCCGGCGCAGGCUCUGGAUCUUUUAGAAAGGGAGUUUAGCCACCCGAGCCCUCGUCGGGUGCCAUGUGUUGUGUUGAUGGAUGAGCUGGACCAGCUGGUCACCAAAAACCAGGGAGUCAUGUACAACUUCUUCAACUGGCCUGGCUUGAGACAUAGCCGACUUAUCGUGCUGGCUGUGGCGAACACCAUGGACCUGCCGGAGAGGACACUGAGCAACAAGAUCAGCAGUCGCUUGGGGCUUACUCGAAUAACCUUCCCUGGAUACAACCACGAGCAACUCAUGAAAAUUGUGCAGUCGAGACUCGAAGGCGUCCCUGGAAACAUCGUCGAGCCAGACGCCAUUCAGUUCGCAAGCCGCAAAGUCGCAGCAGUCAGCGGAGAUGCCAGACGGGCGCUUGAUAUUUGCAGGAGGGCGGUGGAAUUGGCGGAGGUCGAGGCAAAGUCAGUCGACCCAACGUCGGCGCCCUCGACGCCGAGCAAGAGGCAGAGAGAGAAGGAAGCCAAAGGCGAAACCCCGAGCAAGAAGAAGAAUCUCGGUAGGGUCACCAUCGAUACCGUGCGGAGGGCUAUCAACGAGGCCACGAGCAGCCCCUUGCAACAAUACCUGCGCACCCUACCUUUCGCUUCAAGACUGUUGUUGUCGGCGCUCUUGGCAAGGACACAGAGGACGGGCCUCGCAGAGAGCACGUAUGGGGACGUGCUCGAGGAGAUGCAGCGCUCGCUGAAGCUCGCCGCCGACAGCCGGCAGCUGGAGCUACUGGAGAAGAAAGCACGCCCGGCCGGUGGCAAUGCGUGGGACAACAAGACACGCCGUGACGUGAAGGGGGUCCGACUCGCCGGCCUUGGGGCCGCCGCUGUUGAUCUCACGGGUGCUGGUAUCAUCAAUCUGGAGGCACAGAAGGCUGAGCGGCCGAGCAAGAUCCGCCUCGCGGUUGGGGACGAGGAGGUCCGGCUCGCGUUCCGAGAUGACCCUGAAAUUAAGGCGAUGAGCCUCAUCAUAUAGGCUAUGUGCCGUCAGACUUGAUAGGCAGACAACGAUGACCAAAAUUCAUCCA